This is a messenger RNA of Trifolium pratense (red clover), 3368 nucleotides long. RefSeq lists its product as uncharacterized. Gene Ontology annotation, molecular function: hydrolase activity, acting on ester bonds. The transcript has 15 exons. The coding region runs from base 43 to 3342 and encodes 1099 amino acids. The record is from RefSeq and is a predicted model, not a curated record. NCBI's taxonomy places the organism in Eukaryota, Viridiplantae, Streptophyta, Magnoliopsida, Fabales, Fabaceae.
GAAAAGUCUACAAAUGUUUUUCAAAUGUUGUUCAUCGACUAAAUGUAUUGUACCCUAAUGGAGUUUGUUCAUAUUUCAAGUGUAUCAUUUUUUGUGGUUUUAUUAUCUAUAUCUACUGCCACCAUAGUGAUUGGAAGUAGUAGCAACAGUGAGUGCAAUUUCCCUGCAAUCUUUAACUUUGGUGACUCAAACUCAGACACUGGUGGCUUGGCUGCUUCACUUCUACCACCAACACCACCAUAUGGAGACACUUAUUUCCACAGACCUGAAGGGAGGUUCUCUAAUGGCCGUCUAGUCAUUGAUUUCAUUGCUCGGAGUUUUGGACUACCAUAUCUAAACGCAUAUCUUGAUUCUUUGGGAACCAAUUUUUCACAUGGUGCAAACUUUGCAACAUCAGCAUCAACAAUUAGGCCUCCACCUAGUAUUAUACCUCAAGGUGGAUUUAGUCCUUUCUACCUUGAUGUUCAAUACACUCAAUUCAAAAAUUUCAAACCAAGAACACAAUUCAUCAUACAACAAGGAGGUAUAUUUGCAAGCUUGAUGCCCAAAGAAGAGUAUUUUUCUAAGGCUUUGUACACAUUUGAUAUUGGUCAAAAUGAUCUUGGUGCUGGCUUUUUUGGAAACAAGACUAUACAACAAGUAAAUACUUCUGUGCCAGAGAUAAUCAAUAGUUUCUCCAAAAAUGUUAAGGACAUAUACAAUUUGGGAGCUAGAUCAUUUUGGAUACACAACACUGGACCCAUUGGCUGCCUCCCAUAUAUUUUGAUGGGUUUUCCUUUAGCUGAAAAAGAUGAAAAUGGUUGUGCAAAACAAUAUAAUGAAGUAGCUCAAUAUUUUAACCAAAAGUUGAAGGAAGAAGUGGUUCAACUUCUUGAUGAUCUUCCUCUAGCUGCAAUUACAUAUGUAGAUAUAUACUCCGUUAAAUACUCUCUUUUCAGCAAUCCAGAGAAAUAUGGAUUUGAGCAUCCACUAGUUGCUUGUUGUGGCUAUGGAGGACAAUAUAAUUAUAGCAAUAAUGCUGGAUGUGGAGGAACCAUAGAGGUCAAUGGUACUCACAUUUUUGUAGGUUCAUGUGAAAGAGCAUCUACAAGAGUGAAUUGGGAUGGUGUUCACUAUACAGAAGCAGCUAAUAAGUUCAUUUUUCAUCAAAUUUCUAAUGGAGCUUUCUCUGAUCCACACAUUCCCUUGAAUAUGGCAUGCCACAGAAAUUCCAUAAAAAUUACUGCCCGAAUAUUUACCACAAAGAAUUGUGAUUUUCCUGCCAUAUUUAACUUUGGUGCUUCAAAUGCUGAUACUGGUGGUUUGGCUGCUGCCUUUAGAGCACCACCAUGGCCUUAUGGACAGACUUAUUUUCAUAGAUCAACUGGAAGAUACUCUGAUGGUAGAAUUAUUCUUGAUUUCAUAGCACAAAACUUUGGACUUCCCUAUCUAAGUCCAUAUCUUAAUUCUCUGGGAUCCAACUUCACACAUGGUGCGAGCUUUGCAACAUUUGGGUCAACUAUCAGAAUCCCUAAUAGUGUUAUGCCUUACGGUAGAUUCAGUCCAUUUUCUCUUUCAAUUCAGUUCAUUCAAUUCAGAGAUUUCAUAUUGAAAACAAAAAUUAUUAGGGAUCAAGGAGGUGUAUUGGCGACGUUGAUCCCCAAAGAAGAUUAUUUUUCCAAAGCUUUAUACACAUUUGAUAUUGGUCAAAAUGAUCUUACUUCUGGUUUUUUUGGUAAUGCGACUAUACAAGAAGUCAUUGUUACAAUACCCGAUAUAGUAAACAAAUUCAUAGGGAUUAUCAAGGAUAGUUAUGGAUGUGCAAAAGAAUACAAUGAAGUAUCUCAGUAUUUUAAUUCAAAAUUGAAGGAAGCUUUAAAUCAACUACGCAAGGAUCUCCCUCUUGCUACAAUCAUAUAUGUAGAUAUUUACUCUGCUAAAUACUCACUUUUUCAAAAUCCAAAAAAAUACGGAUUUGAGUUUCCACAUGUGACAUGUUGUGGCUAUGGAGGAAAGUACAACUAUGAUGAUCAUGCUCUAUGUGGACAAACCAUUAACAUAAAUGGAACAAAAAAAGUUGUGGGUUCAUGUAAAAAUCCUUCUACUAGAGUGAUUUGGGAUGGAACGCAUUACACCGAGGCAGCUAACAAAAUCAUCUUUGAUCAAAUUUCUAGUGGUGUUCUCACAGAUCCUCCCAUUUCUCUAAAUCUAUGCUUCAUCAUGAAAUUCAUGGCACUAAUUGAAUUUUUUAUUGCUCUUAUUUUAUGUACUACUUCCACAAUAUUUGCCACGGAGGAUUGCGAUUUUCCUGCCAUUUUCAGCUUUGGUGCUUCCAACGCUGAUACCGGUGGGUUGGCUGCUGCCUUUCAAGCACCGCCGUUGCCAUAUGGAGAAACUUUUUUCAAUAGAUCAACCGGAAGAUACUCUGAUGGCAGAAUCAUUCUUGAUUUCAUAGCACAAAACUUUGGACUUCCCUAUCUCAGUGCAUAUCUUAAUUCCCUCGGGUCCAACUUCACAAAUGGUGCAAACUUUGCAACAUUUGGGUCAACAAUUAGAAUCCCUACUAGUAUUAUACCUCAAGGUAGACUCAGUCCAUUUUCCUUUCGAAUUCAAUAUAUUCAAUUCAGAGAUUUCAUACCCAAAACAAAAUUCAUCAGGGAUCAAGGAGGUAUAUUUGCAACAUUGGUUCCUAAAGAAGAUUAUUUUUCUAAAGCCUUAUACACAUUUGAUAUUGGUCAAAACGAUCUUACGGCUGGCUUCUUUAGUAAUGCGACUAUACAACAAGUCAAUUCUACUAUACCCGAUAUAAUAAACAGUUUCAUAGAUAAUAUCAAGAACAUAUACAAUUUAGGGGCUGUAUCGUUUUGGAUACAUAAUACAGGACCAAUUGGAUGUCUUCCAUUAAUUUUGGCUAAUUUUCCAUCCUCCAUAAAGGAUAGUUAUGGUUGCGCAACACAAUAUAAUGAAGUAUCUCAAUAUUUUAAUUUAAAGUUGAAGGAAGCUUUAACUCAACUUCGUAAUGACCUUCCUCUUGCUGCAAUCACAUAUGUAGAUAUUUACUCUCCUAAAUACUCUCUUUUUCAAAAUCCAGAAAAAUACGGGUUUGAGCUUCCACUUGUGGCAUGUUGUGGCUAUGGAGGAGAGUACAAUUAUAACAUUCGUGUUGGAUGUGGAGAAACCAUAAAUAUAAAUGGCACACAAAGUGUUGUGAGUUCGUGUAAAAAUCCAUCUACGAGAGUGAUAUGGGAUGGGAUUCAUUAUACUGAGGCAGCUAACAAGUUUGUCUUUGAUCAAAUCUCUACUGGAUGUUUUACGGAUCCUCCCAUUUCCUUAAAUAUGGCAUGUAAAAGAAAGUUCACUUGAAGUUAAUGAGCUUUGUAUUUCAAGAA